Molecule: messenger RNA, 3552 nt
Organism: Amphibalanus amphitrite
Lineage: Eukaryota; Metazoa; Arthropoda; Thecostraca; Balanomorpha; Balanidae
Product: monocarboxylate transporter 10-like
Exons: 8
Coding region: 565-2634 (689 amino acids)
Biological process (GO): transmembrane transport
Molecular function (GO): monocarboxylic acid transmembrane transporter activity
Source: RefSeq, a predicted model, not a curated record
AGUCUUGUACGGUGUGCCGCGGCGUCCGCAGUCGCGCGGGGAGGGUCGGGAAGGUUUGCGACAGUGCGAGAGGCCGAGGCACUGCUGAGGACCCAGCAGGGCACGGAGAGAGUGGUGGACAGUGUCGACGAGAGUGGUACGGAAGAGAAGAGACAGAGCUGGUGGUGGCGCUCUGACGCUGAGGUGAGAACUGGCGAAGCUGCGAUGGAGGACACUGCAGAAGAGGACUGGCCGUGGAGUGGUCUGACCUGACAAAAGGCACCUGUGAAGGGCGCAAAGCGAAGCUCGAAAGCGCGAAGUGAUACUGCAGUAAGUGCAGUUAGUGACUAGAGACCCUGGAUCCCGGAAAGGUGCAUUUAUAGAUCAGCUAAGCUACACAUCUAGACCUUGAACUCUCACAUGAUCUUCACUGACAUUGGGAAGCUUCCAGCGACUUCAGCGACCCCAGGCCACAACGGGUGUCUGUGAGUGGCUUACAGUGACCUGCAGUGAUCCCGGAGUCUUCCAGUGACCUUCAUUGACCUCCGCUGGCCCGGUGACCUCGGCUGACCUCCGCCGACCACCAUGGCAGCCACGGCGGUGCGUCCGCCGGCCCUUCACAGUCCUUCCCACCAGCGCCAGCGACUCCAGGUGAAGCGCUCGCGCUCUUUACCGCACGACGAGCUGCGCCGCCAGCUAGCGCGUAGUGAGAGCGGCAUCAGCGGCGGCAAGGACUCCGGCAUCGUCAGUGAGCAGCCCAGUAUAGGCAGUGAGCAGGCGAGCGGGAUCCACUCCGAGCUCCCCAGCGCGGCCGGUAGCGAUCUGCCCAGUGAUGUGGUGCGCGAAGUGCAGCGCGAGCGGGACUCUCGCGCGCGGCGUGUCACCACAGACGGAAAGACGGCCACGAUUCGUCAGCACUACUACCCCGAGGGUGGCUGGGGCGUGGUGGUGGUGACCGUGGCGUGUGUGGUCCAGGUGCUCUGUCACGGCCUUCACACGGGCUACGGUGCGCUGCUGCUCUUUGUGCUGCAGGAGUUCAGGGAGCAGCGCAGCACGGCCGCAGGCUGUGUGGGCGCAUUCUCCAUGGCCCUGUCGCUGGCCGUAUCACCGCUCACCAUUGCCAUCUGUCGGCGGAAGUCGACACGACUAACUGCCGUGCUGGGCGGCCUGGUGGCAGCACUGGGCUGUCUCUUCACCUCGUUCGCGUCUCAGUUUCAUCAGUUGUUCUUUUCCUACUGCAUUGUGAUAGGUCUGGGUGUGGGUAUGACCCGAGACAGCUCGGCUCUGAUGGUCGGUCAAUACUUCAAACGGCGUCGCGAGCUGGUGGAGAUCUUUGUCGUCUCUGGCAGCGGGCUUGGCGUCACCGUGAUGUCAGUCUUCGUCAAUGGCACGGUGGGGUGGGCUGGCUGGCGGCUCGGCCUCCAGGCCGUCACCGGGGCCGUCUUCGUCACCUUCCUCUUGGGCACGUGCUACCGGUCGGCUUCCCUCUAUCACCCCCAGAGGAGGGCCAUCCUGCACCUCAAAAACCAAAAACGCAAGGUCAAAGACAAGAAGACGGCAAAUAAAGUGGUGAAACCGGUCAAUAAGUCGGAGGACAAGCCGCCGUUUUUCGAUCUGACCACGCUCAAGUCGCGGACGGUGCAGAUUCUCCUGCUCUCCACGUCUCUGUCUUCGUUUGGUCUGAACACCCCUCUUGUCUACAUUGCGCACGAGGCGGAGCGGGACGGUGUGGAGGCCGGCUCCCUGGUGCUGCUGCAGACCUACCUGGGACUGGCCUGGGUGCUCGGCUGCGUCACCUUUGGCGCCGUGGUGGUGCAGAACAGCACAGAGUGCCGCAUCGGCCGCCAGUACCUGUGCCAGGCCUCGGCGCUCCUCUGCGGCGUGUCCAUACUCGGCUGCACGGCCGUCCGCGGCUACGGCGGCUACGUCCUCUUCGUCUGGGUGUACGGCCUCUUCUGCGGCGCCUACAGCUACAGCCUGAAGAUGUUUGCGUAUGAGAAAGUGCGCGCCCGAAAUUUCGCCAGCACGUGGGGCUUCAUUCAGUGCUCGCAGGCGAUACCGAUCGCACUGGGAGUGCCAAUUGCAGGGUACAUCAACGUCACGGCCGGCGGCAAGGCGGGCUUCUACUUCUCCAGCACGUUCGUGGUCAUGGGCAGCCUGACCAUCUCGCUGAUAGACGUACACCGGCGCCGGCGGCGGCAGCGGCACGCGCGCAAACACCACAAGACAAAGCGAGAGUGCAGCGAGGACUGCAAGAAGACGGAGCGCCGCUCGAGCCUUCCGGAGGAGGACGUUCCGCUGCCGAUCGGGAUCACCCUGCAGCCGAGCUUUAUCAUGGAGCUGCUGGACGCCAAUCAGAAGGAGCUGACGUGUAUCAGUGAGGAGGGCAUCGCCGACAUGGACAUCCCCGACCACAUCCUGGAGGAGCUGGAGAUCUUCGGCGACAUCACCACCUGCAACCAGGUGGAGAACUACCUCAUGCUGAGCGAGUAUGAGAACAAUCUGAACGGACAGGGCCACGAGCACGCCGACAAGAGGCGGAGACGCUCUCUUCUGCAGACGACAGAAGAUGGCAGGCAUACGCUGCGUGAGUCGUGGAGGUAUUUCCUGAACCGACACCGAAGCAUCACCACCAUAGACGAAGCGUCCGUGUGACCUGACCUACCGUGACCUUGACCUUGGGAGGGACUGUGAACGACCUGGGUCAAGGACAAUCACGGGGUCAUUAUAGGUGAUGUGUGGUGUUGGACUCGGUGAAUUGAAAAGCCAAGUGUCGGAAAGUGUGUAAUGCUGACAGCCAAUGUAAGCUGUCACAGCUGGUAUAACACGAUGCCGAGACACUGAAUAUGCGGUGCUCCUGACUCAUUGAAGGGACGUUCCAUCCGCAACUUGUGGUGUCAGCGGCCCUUCGCUAUGACGUCACGCCAUGUCAGACUUUCCGAACGGACGUCAGGUGCUUGGCUGCCAGGGGACAUGUAACGUCAUACGUUGGCAUCUCAGCGACGAAAGGGGUGCCAAAACCCUACGAUCUUCCUAGUCAUCAGAAUACUCGACGUUUGCGUGCUAUAUAGUAUUACGUCAUUCUGCGUUCUUGUUUAUAAGAAAGGAACGGUGAGCAUGCUGCGCGUUGACAGAGUGAUAAUGAAUGUUUUGAUGUAUUUUAGUUGCUAUAAAUGAGGUAUAUAUGUCACAAGGGAAGGUAUAUAAUAUUCAUCACUGGUCAUACAUAAAUGCAUUCAAACAUACAUCAUCUUAUUAGCGUAACUUAUGAAUGCUGCUUCAGAGUGACAGCGGGUGCGAUUGUGCCGAGUUAGUCGAAUUUUCAAAUGAUAUCUUUGACAUAUGCCUAUGUGUUGUUAUCAUCAUCCGAAACGUUUUGUGUGAUGUGUCAUGGCUAUUUUGGUUUCGCAGGCAUUUUGGUUAUUUUAGUUUAUUUCACUAGACAUAAAUUUACCGUUUUUGGUAUAAAUGUAGGUGAACAACUUGCUAUACAUCGACAAUUGUGAUGGAACCAUUUUUGAGUCGUAUACUGCUGACGCUGAGUGAUGAGUCAGAAAUAAAAUGUGCAUGGUA